Messenger RNA from Cucurbita pepo subsp. pepo (vegetable marrow), 2138 nucleotides. Its product is annotated as F-box protein At5g51370. Gene Ontology annotation, cellular component: SCF ubiquitin ligase complex. Gene Ontology annotation, biological process: SCF-dependent proteasomal ubiquitin-dependent protein catabolic process. Lineage: Eukaryota; Viridiplantae; Streptophyta; Magnoliopsida; Cucurbitales; Cucurbitaceae. Gene Ontology annotation, molecular function: protein binding. The record is from RefSeq and is a predicted model, not a curated record.
CAAAAAGCUUACUGAAAGAAAGCGAUUCAAAUUAGAGUGAAGGAGAAGAAAGUUGAGAUCAGAGCAGAGAGCAGCCCAACUAUCCACUGCCUAAAGGGGUUUUGAAGAACUCAACUUCGCAGAUUUCGAACUGGGGUUGGUGAAUCAAUGUGGUUUUUCUCGAAGAAGAGACUAUUCUGGGAAGCUGAGACGUGGCGGUGAUUGGGGAGGAGUGUUACAGCCAUUACCGCCAUGGUUGCACAUGGACGAGCACAAUCGGUGUUGUUUGAAGCUGAAAGACGAAGCUCCAUUUCCUCUGUUCCGAGCCCUCAAACGAACCCUAACUUGCCGGGGAAAAAGAGGACACCGCGUUGGUCUGAUGUUUGGUUGAAGGACACCAAGUCGCUUGAGAAUGUUAUUGUUGCUAUGCAACUUCAAUCCUCGUGUAAAGACUCUCAGAUUCCCACACCCAACUCCAAAAUCAACCCCGUCGUAAUCGCUAAUUUCUGCAAAAUCGACCGUACGCUGCUUCUUUCGGAUGAACUUCUUCUUAAGAUACUCACGAAGUUACCGGAUUCUCAGCGGAACUCCAACUUUCUUGUCUGCAAGCGGUGGCUGAAUCUGCAGGGUCGUAUUGUACGGUCGCUCAGGGUAAUGGAUUUGAACUUUCUCUUGUCGGGUAGGUUGAUUUUGAGGUUUCCGAAUCUUAACCGUGUGGAUUUAGUCUCUGGAUCUUUGAUGUGUUCUAGAAAUUCUGGUAUCUUGUUGAGUAAUAGGAUUCAUUCAAUGCAUGUUGAUUCCUGGUUUUUGCCUAUUCCGGGUGUUGGUGAGGAAAAUAUUCUUGACAAUAUGGUGAUUGAUAGAGGGCUGAAAGCAUUGGCCGAUGGCUGCCCAAAUUUGCGCAAAUUAGCUUUUAUUGGUGGAAGUGAGUUGGGAUUGUUGAAUGUGGCUGAGGAAUGUGAGACUUUGCAAGAACUUGAAUUGCACAAGUGUAAUGAUAAUCUGCUGAGAGGAAUUGCUGCUUGUGAGAAUUUGCAAAUUCUGAAGUUGGUUGGAAAUGUUGAUGGUCUUUAUAGUUCUGUGGUUACUGAUGUUGGGUUGACUAUUUUGGCUCAAGGUUGUAAGCGACUGGUGAAGCUCGAGCUUAACGGUUGCGAGGGAAGUUUCGAUGGCAUUAAGGCUAUUGGACAGUGCUGCCAAAUGUUAGAGGAACUGACAAUCUGUGAUCAUAGGAUGGACAAUGGAUGGUUGGCUGGGCUUUCGUAUAGCGAAAAUUUGAAGACUCUGAGAAUUGUGUCAUGUAGGAGGAUCGAUCCAAAUCCCGGACCCGAUGAAUAUCUGAGUCCUUGUCCUGCUCUUGAGCGGUUGCAUUUGCAGAACUGUCAACUACGGGAUAAAAAGAGUGCUAAAGCAUUGUUUAUUACUUGUAGUGCUGCGAGGGAGAUUUUCAUCGGUGAUUGCUGGGGACUGGCGGAUGACUUAUUCAGCUUUGCAAGUCAUUGCUGGAGGGUGAAGUUCCUUUCUCUCAAAGGAUGCUCACUGCUAACAACAGAGGGUUUAGAGUCUGUAAUUCUUCAAUGGAAGGAGCUUCAAAGUCUUCGAGUGGUAUCGUGUAAGAACAUAAAAGAGAGCAGCAUCUCUCCUGCUCUCUCUUCCCUGUUCUCUAUCUUCAAGGAUUUGAAAUGGAGGCCAGAUACCAAAUCUCUUCUCCCUUCAACCCUCAUUCACACCCACAUGGGAAAGAAGGGAGGUAGAUUUUUCAAGAAGACAUGGGACAUAAAAGUUCUUCCUGGUGUUCAUGGUCACUCGAGCACACGAAAGACGACAUAGUAAUGCAGUCGUUGUCUUCUUCGUCUAGGCCAUUAACUUAAUGUUGACAGUAAAUAACUAGAUUUUCAUCCUUGUAUUUUGCACAGAGGGAAGAUGAAGAUGCCUAGGUUGUUACCACGGUUCGUCAACCUUAGCGUCGGUGAACUUGCUUAUUUAUACGUCUCGAGCAAGUUCCGUCAUCUACCCCCUUAAAUACUGUAGUUUAGAACUGUACUAGUUUAGUAAAAUUGCUUUUCUUAGUACAAUUGGACACAACAUUGUAAAAGAAUAUCAUCAUUUCCUCCGUUCUUAAGCAUAACAGAACUACUAGAAUAGCUGCUGCUGAUUAA